GAAUCUGUAUUUUUAAAUGAUUGCCCUGGUAAUUCUAACGUAUAGCCAGGUUUGGUAACCGUGGAAUUGUAUAUGCAAAUUGGAGACUUCAGCCUUUUCACCCUGCACAGUUGAUAAAUCUCUAUGAAGAUAUGAAGCUUUUUAUGUGAAGCUUUUGUUGGAAAUGAAUGUCUACUGGUUAUUGCUGAUUUUUUUCAAUUCAUAAUUUGUUUUAGGUUCUGUGAUUACGUAGAUUUGCAUACCUGUUUUAUGGUAUUCUAAUACAGUUGAUUUUUUUUUAAAUGCCAUUUUCUCUGAGUUCUACUUUGAAUAUUUUAUGUAAGCAAUUUCAUGGUUGUUUUUUUUCUACUUGCAGAAAGCAGGGGGAAACAUCAGGGUUUUUCUAAUCCAGUUGCAAGUAGGACAAAGGAUAUAAUAUAAAUACUUAAAGAUCUUCUUGGGCAAGAUUACAUGAGACGUUGAAAACCUUUUAAGUUACAACAUUAUGAACUUCAGCACACCUUUUAAAUAUAUCAGAUGAUCUAAAUGUUAACAGACUUUUGCCAUAUGGUGUAUCUGAGACAUUUUAAAAUUGAGGGUGGUGGGUCUAUUUAAGUAUUAUACUGUAGGAUUUUAACAUCUGAACUUGAUCUGUCAUCUAUUAAGAUGCCUAAAAAGCAGGAGAAAGUCUCCUCCACACGUUAGCAGUUGUGUAUGUGUUUGUGCUCUUGAAGUGAGCAAGCCCAGGUUGCCGCGUGAGCGGGGGUCGGGGAGCAGGGGGAGUGUUUUUCUAGCUUCGUUCACUUAAGGUGUGCAAGAUCUCUUCUUACAGGUUUGAAGCCUCAAACUUCUGAGAGGUCUCCCUGACUGCCUUCGAGCUGAUGGUUCCUGUCACCAAGUAGACGGUUUGGUGAUCCAGGACGUGCCCCAGCUCUAGUGAUGCAGAUUGCCUUUCUGCUCUGGAACCUCAUCCAUGCCUCAGACUUGCUCCUCUCAACCUGAGACUGCGUGGAAACUGGGAUGUGGGAAGCAGGAAGCAGAGAUAGUGGUAACUGAGAGGCCCAUGUCUGGGUAGAACCAGGUCCGGGACCACAACGCUGCCUCCCCACUGGCCUGGCGGUCAGCUGCUGUGGCUCUGCUGAUGUGCUCAGCACCGUCCUUCUAUUUGUACUUAAAUGGCACAGCAUUGGGUCAGCGCAUCUGAAAAGGAAGGUGUGAGAGACAAAGCCCAUGGCCACCUACCCCUGCCAAUUAUGUGGCAAGACGUUCCUCACCCUGGAGAAGUUCACUAUCCACAAUUAUUCCCACUCCAGGGAGCGACCUUACAAGUGCUUGCAGCCAGACUGUGGCAAAGCCUUCAUUUCCAGAUAUAAAUUAAUGAGGCACAUGGCUACCCACUCGCCCCAGAAAUCCCACCAGUGUGCUCAUUGUGAGAAGACUUUCAACCGCAAAGACCACCUGAAAAACCACCUCCAGACGCACGACCCCAACAAAAUGGCCUUUGGGUGCGAGGAGUGCGGGAAGAAGUACAACACCAUGCUGGGCUACAAGAGGCACCUGGCCCUGCACGCGGCCAGCAGCGGCGACCUCACCUGCGGGGUCUGUGCCCUGGAGCUAGGGAGCACGGAGGUGCUGCUGGACCACCUCAAGGCCCACGCCGAAGAGAAGCCCCCGAGUGGAGCCAAGGAGAAGAAGCACCAGUGCGACCACUGCGAAAGGUGCUUCUACACCCGGAAAGACGUGCGGCGCCACCUGGUGGUCCACACAGGCUGCAAGGACUUCCUGUGUCAGUUCUGUGCCCAGAGGUUUGGGCGCAAAGACCACCUCACGCGACACACCAAGAAGACACACUCACAGGAGCUGAUGAAAGAGAGUCUGCAGUCCGGAGACCUUCUGAACACCUUCCACUCCCUCUCUCCCCAGUUCCAGCUGAAGGCCGCCCCGCUGCCUCCUUUCCCUUUAGGGGCUCCUGCACAGAACGGGCUUGCAAGCGGCCUGCCGGCUGAGGUACACAGCCACACCCACGGCCCCUCGGAGCAAACCUCCCAGCCUGUGCCAGCGCUGCCAGAGCUCCUGGCCCCACUCCACCCCGUAGCAUCCCCCAGCUCUCCUCCCCCACCCCUCCAGAAUCACAAGUACAACACCAGUUCUACCUCAUACUCCCCACUUGCAAGCCUGCCCCUCAAAGCGGAUACUAAAGGAUUUUGCAAUACCAAUUUGCUUGAGGACUUGCCUCUGCAAGAGCCUCAGUCACCUCACAAGCUCAACCCAGGUUUUGAUCUGGCUAAGGGAGGUGCUGGUAAAGUCAACCUGCCCAAGGAGCUACCUGCAGACGCUGUGAACCUAACAAUACCUGCCUCUUUGGACCUUUCCCCUCUGUUGGGCUUCUGGCAGCUGCCCCCUCCUGCUCCCCAGAAUGCCUUUGGGAACAGCAGUCUCAGCCUGGGGCCCGGGGAGCCUCUGCCCCCCAGGUUAAGCUGUCUGGGGCAGCAGCAGCAGGAGCCCUCCCUGGCCAUGAGCGCCAUGAGCCUGGGCCAGCUCCCCCUGCCUCCCCUCCCCCACGUGUUCCCGGCUGGCACUGGUUCAGCUAUCCUGCCUCAUUUCCACCACGCGUUCAGAUGACUGGUUUCAAAGCGCACCUUUCUUAUUCUGGAAGAUGUUUUAAGAAGCAUUUUAAACAAGCAUCAGUUAUGAUACAAGGAAAGAGUUGGAAAGCAGGACUGGAAUAUGGCUUAUUCAGUGAUGACUGGCUUGAGAGAAGAGAGUUCUCGAACUGCAUGUAUUGUGCCAAUCUGUCCUGAGUAUUCAUGCUUUGUACCAAAUUUAAUAAGCAAGUAUUCUUUAAUGGAACUGCAACCAUUGUCAUAACCGACAUCCAUAUGAGGGCUGCUAUAUAUAGGUGUUUGUCAAAUUGAACUUAAUCGUAAGCCAUGAUCAUAAUAAUGUUAACUAAAUAACUUUAUGUGGCACUGCCUAGUAAGGGAACUAUGGAAAGGUUUGGAUUUCUCCAAAAUGGGAGAAUUUUUAAAAUAAGAAAAUAACCUUUAUAUUGCAUAUUAUGACUAGGCUGUGUAUUUCUUUUCAGGGAUUUUUCUACCUUCAGGGUUGGAUGUAGUUUAGUUACUAUUGCCAUAGCCAACCUAUAGUUUUACAGAAACAAUUUCUUGUGGAAUAAUAGAUGUCUCCAUUUUAAAAAAGCAUUUUAAAUGUAGUUUGAAUAUUUUCCACAGGAUGCUACAAUGUGAGUUAUCACUUCAUUUAUCUUAAAGACUAAACUGAUUGUCAGUUACAUCUGACAGAAAAAAAAAAAAAAUCACUGUGUAACCAGGUUAAGCGGUAAAAUAAUCCAGGCGUCAGUCAAAAAAGGCAUUUUACUGACUUUAAUAUUGAUUAUAUUUUUAACAGGAAUUUAAGAAUAUUACUGGAAUUUAAAAAAUAUAUAUAUAUAUAUAUAUUAAACAAGAAUUUCCUUUGCUCUGUCUGGCUUAAAAUACUACUCUGCUUAAGUAUUUUUAAUCACCAAUAAGUAAAUGCAUUUUAAAAUUCAUCAUUUAAGUCAAUAUUAGUUUUAUUCAAAAAAGAUAACGUUUUACAAUGUAACUAUUAUCUAUCUCUUGAAUUUGGUAUCUAAUGAGUUUUUAAAAUAUAAAACCUAACCUUUUUUUAAAGCUCCUUUGUCUUUUGUGUUUAGAGGCUUUCUAUAUGAAGAUAUAUCUUACGUAUAAUAAACUCUACAAAUUCUGCACGUGGCUUGAUUAAUUUUUAUAUACAACCACACCGCGGAACUAUCCACACUGAGAUAGAAAACAGUUCCAGCUCCUUGGCUGGCUCCCUCAUGCCCCCUCCUGGCCAUUACAUCCCCUACAGAAACUACUAUU
This is a messenger RNA of Kogia breviceps (pygmy sperm whale), 3857 nucleotides long. The record is from RefSeq and is a predicted model, not a curated record. NCBI's taxonomy places the organism in Eukaryota, Metazoa, Chordata, Mammalia, Artiodactyla, Physeteridae.